CGGCGCGGCGCGGCGGCGCAGUUUCCGCAGCCGAGGAGGCAGCUCCGCCGCGGCUGCGUUCAGAUCGUCUCCCGCUGGGCCGACGUCUGGGUGCUCGCUCAGGGGCUCGGCCUCCGCUGGUGACCGGCGACCCUUCCGCAGCUCUGCUCCCCGGCCGCCGCAGCGCGCCUGCCCCCGGCCCCCUGUCCCGCGAAGAUGGCUGCCGUACGCCGGGCUCGCAGUUACUGCCGCUGCCUGGUGCGCUUCUCCGACCGAGAACUCUGCUAAGCCCCGCUGCAGCAGACGGGCAGGAGUAGACACCAGGCAGCCGCCACCCCCCCGGGAGCCGGGCGCGGGGAGCCCCUGCACCGGGCCGGUCGCCCGCCAGCAUGGCAGAAGCAGAGGAAGAUUGUCAUUCUGAUGAUGUCAGAGUGGGUGAAGAUGAAAAUGACAGUCCUGCUGAGAAAGACCUGCAGGCACAGCUCCAGAUGUUCAGAGCUCAGUGGAUGUUUGAACUUACCCCAGGUGUAGGUUCCAGUAAUUCAGAAACCCGGCCCUGCAGAGCAGGAAGAGGCUCCAUCCUGAAAGCAGCUGCAGACACCAAAGGAAGGCAGGAACUGGCAAAGGAGGAAAAGGCUCGAGAACUCUUUCUGAAAGCAGUAGAAGAAGAACAAAAUGGAGCUCUCUAUGAAGCCAUCAAGUUCUACCGUAGGGCUAUGCAGCUUGUACCUGAUAUUGAGUUCAAGAUUACUUAUACCCGGGCUCCAGAUGGUGAUGGCGUUGGAAACAGCUACAUUGAAGACAACGAUGACGACAGCAAGGUGGCAGAUCUCCUGUCAGACUUCCAGCAGCAGCUCACACUUCAGGAGUCUGUGCUCAAGCUGUGUCAGCCUGAGCUGGAGACCAGUCAGACUCACAUCUCAGUUUUGCCUAUGGAGGUCCUGAUGUACAUCUUCCGAUGGGUGGUAUCAAGCGACUUGGAUCUCAGAUCGUUAGAGCAGUUGUCACUUGUGUGCAGAGGAUUCUAUAUCUGUGCCAGAGACCCUGAAAUAUGGCGUCUGGCUUGCUUGAAAGUGUGGGGCAGAAGCUGCAUCAAACUUGUCCCAUACUCAUCCUGGAGAGAGAUGUUUUUAGAACGGCCUCGUGUUCGGUUUGAUGGAGUGUACAUCAGUAAAACCACAUAUAUUCGCCAGGGAGAGCAGUCUCUCGAUGGUUUCUAUAGAGCCUGGCACCAAGUGGAAUAUUACAGAUACAUAAGAUUCUUUCCUGAUGGCCAUGUGAUGAUGUUGACAACCCCUGAGGAGCCUCCGUCCAUUGUUCCCCGUUUAAGAACCAGGAACACCAGAACGGAUGCAAUUCUGCUGGGUCAUUAUCGCUUGUCACAAGAUGCAGACAAUCAGACCAAAGUAUUUGCUGUAAUAACUAAGAAAAAAGAAGAGAAGCCGCUUGACUAUAAAUACAGAUAUUUCCGUCGUGUUCCCGUGCAAGAAGCAGAUCACAAUUUUCACGUGGGGCUGCAGCUGUGUUCCAGUGGCCACCAGAGGUUCAACAAACUCAUCUGGAUCCACCAUUCUUGUCACAUUACUUACAAAUCGACUGGUGAGACCGCCGUCAGUGCUUUUGAGAUCGACAAGAUGUACACCCCCUUGUUCUUCGCCAGAGUGAGGAGCUACACUGCGUUCUCAGAAAGGCCCCUGUAGAGCCUUGCCAGCCUGCCGCUGCUGCACGAGCAGAAGCAUCGAGCGCCAGAAUGCCUAAGUUAUAUGUACAGACACAUACAUGUAUAUAUACACACAUAUAUACACACAUGGAGUUGGAACUUUCAGUUGUUGGAAUUACUUUAAGAAGAAUAUAAAUUAUUUUUUUUAUUUAAAGGGGUAGUUGAUUCUUGGGGUCCUUUGUUUUGAAAUUAGAAGUUGUUUAGCACAUUUUGUUGUAGUAAACCUUGCUGUGGGUUAAAUCAUGUCUCAAGCAGGUCUCUGAGCAGAUCUGUGCGCACACGGCCUUGUGCCGGAGCGCCCUCAUCCUCAUACAUCAGGGAGCACACUGGAUAGUAUUCACUCCCGCAUGACUAGUGUCUCUGCGUCAGACUCAAAUGUGAAGCCUGCUCUGGAUUUGUUUGAAACUGUUCAAUAAAGGUCAUAAAUAAAUGUUUCUCUCAAGGAAA
Molecule: messenger RNA, 2146 nt
Organism: Psammomys obesus (fat sand rat)
Lineage: Eukaryota; Metazoa; Chordata; Mammalia; Rodentia; Muridae
Gene: Fbxo9
Product: F-box protein 9
Exons: 13
Coding region: 369-1679 (436 amino acids)
Biological process (GO): SCF-dependent proteasomal ubiquitin-dependent protein catabolic process
Cellular component (GO): SCF ubiquitin ligase complex
Molecular function (GO): protein binding
Source: RefSeq, a predicted model, not a curated record